Molecule: messenger RNA, 675 nt
Organism: Parascedosporium putredinis
Lineage: Eukaryota; Fungi; Ascomycota; Sordariomycetes; Microascales; Microascaceae
Source: the annotation of a GenBank genome assembly
AUGCUCCCGCGCUCCUCCUCCCGCCUCCUGUACAACCUUUCCCACACCAACCCCCAAGCAGCCUUCCGACUUUCCUCACGCCACUUCCUGACCAUGGCUAAGCUCCCCACGGAUACCCGCCCGGUCGUCAUCUCCGGUCCUUCGGGCGCCGGAAAAGGCACCCUCUGGGGCCUCCUGAAGAGCCGCCACCCGGACGCCUUCACUCUCUCCGUCUCCCACACCACCCGCCAACCUCGCGAUGGAGAGACCCACGGCGUGCACUACCACUUUGUCCCGAUGAACGAGUUCGAGGACCUCAUCACCAAGGACAGCUUCGUGGAGCACGCCAAGUUUGGUGGUAACCGCUACGGCACCAGCAAGCAGACCAUCCAGGACCAGACCGCCAAGGGCAAGGUGGUCGUGCUCGAUAUCGAAAUGGAGGGUGUCAAACAAAUCAAGGCCUCCAAGUUUCCUGCCCGCUACAUCUUCAUCGCGCCCCCUUCCGAGGCCGCCCUCGAGGAGCGCCUUCGUGGCCGCGGCACUGAGGCCGAGGCGAGUAUCCAAGCUCGUCUUCAACAGGCCAAAGUCGAGCUCGAGUACUCCAAAGUACCCGGCGUCCACGACAUCAUAAUCGUCAACGACAACCUCGAAACUGCGUACAAGCAGCUCGAGGAUUUCAUCUUCGCGGAGGCGUAA